Molecule: messenger RNA, 985 nt
Organism: Myotis lucifugus (little brown bat)
Lineage: Eukaryota; Metazoa; Chordata; Mammalia; Chiroptera; Vespertilionidae
Product: translation initiation factor IF-2-like
Exons: 2
Coding region: 1-705 (234 amino acids)
Source: RefSeq, a predicted model, not a curated record
AUGGGCAGGCGCCGCCGGCCGAGACCCGCACGGAGGCCCGGCCCGACCCGCCGGCGGGCUCGCCCCGACUCCGGAAGUGACUGUUGUCCGGGCAACGCUCCCAACAGACGGAGCCGCGGGGGCAGCGGUUCGCCCAGUGAGUCCACUCGCCCGGGCCGAGUCCACCCGGGAGGACGGGCGGGCGGAGGCUGUCGGUCGGAGCCGGUGGGAGGUGAGCGCGCGCGGGGCCGGCCCCACGACACUGUCCUCGCGCCCGGGUUCAGCAGCACUUCCGCCCCCCGCAGCGCCGACUUCCGGAAACGCCCCGCUGCUUCCGGUCCGGACGCUCGGGUAGCGAGCGCGGCGACCCGGUUGUGGCCGCUCCGCUGGUCUGGCCCCCAGGCGCCCGGGGACGUGUCCAUAGCUCCAGGGGCGGCCGCCCAGAGUCGCGCGGCCGGCGGGGCCCGGUCACGGUGGCCUCGCAGCUUCUGCGCCGCUAGUGACCGAGAGGAGCGGCCGCCACGAGGCGGGACGAGGCGCCUGCAAAUAGGGCGCCAGGGAAGCGGGCGGGCGCCGCUGCCUGUGUCGGGGGUCGAGGUGCCCUGCGGGCGGGAGACGUUUGCAGAGAUGAAAAUGUUCUGUAUCCAUGUCAUGUCCUGGUUGUGGUGCUGUACUAGAGUCGUGCAAAAUGCAUCCACUAGGGACAACUGGAGUAUUGAGAAGUAAAAUGGAUGAAAAUAAGAUCUUGAACUAAAAUACCUGAUUUGAUAACAAGAGUUAAUCCUAACUUGUACAUGGCAAGUAAAGGUCAAGGAAGACAGCUGAGAAAAAUUCUUCCCUUCUGAGCAACGUGGUCGAUAUGGUAAAGAAGGUCUAUUUAUUUCAUAUGACAGCACAUUUCACAGGAUAUGUACAGAAUGUAUACCACUGACUGUAAUAUAUACUUCUAUAAAGUACAGUUAUAAAUAUCAUAUGCCACAUAAGCAAUAAAGUUCUUACAUAUAAA